ACUCCUUCUCCAGGUCCCCAGUUUGAUAAUGACUUCCAAACCUUCCCCGUCAUAUAAACAAGGCGAUGACGAUGGAUUUGAUUUGCGCCACGUCGUCAAAGGUUCUGCAUAUUACCUCCUACUGUCAUUUAAAGCUUGACGAGUCAAACUUCCACUCCACCACUCGGUGUCCUCUCGCUGUGAGAUUUGUAACCACGGAGACGAGAGUGGAGCGAAGACGACGGAUGGCAGCAGGAGGGAAACGUGUUUGAACGCGAGCACAGAGUCCAGGUUGUAACUUUUCUAUGACUGAAUCAAAAGGACAUCAAAGUGAGACGAGGAACUGGGCAACCAAGCAGAGUGUGAGCCCCUGCACCGUGUAAGCAAGCAGCAACGUCGGCGUCUACACUUUUUUUUUUUUUUUUUUAUAGGACCAGGGAAUGAAACCGGAUGGGGAUAUCAUGGAAACCAAUGAGCCCACCGAAGCUGCAGCUGUAGCGGAGCCCUCCUCGUCGCAGGACAACGUCACGGAGCAAGCCCCAUCGCAACCUGAGGAAGCUGCAAAUGACGCAGCGCCCAGGGCUGCGCCGAAGGCCAAUGGCAAGCCAGUGGCAUCAGAUCCCAAAGUCAAACCGAAAGCUAUCGCAACUAAAAUGCACCCUGCGGCCACAUCUGCAGGGGCCACCGGAUCACGGCCAGGUACCGCCUCGCACCGCGCGGCGAAUGGCGUGAAAUCCUCGAACCAAACUGACGCAGUCAAGAAAAUGGCAACUACAGCAAAAGCCUCAGCUGCGGGGGCCGUAUCCAAAAGACCAGUGGGUGGCGCAGCCGUUUCCUCCACAGUUAAGAACCAAUCUAGAGUGCCUGACAAGAAGCCUGUUGGGCCGACCAGGACUACCUCUGCAGCUGCUGUCACAGCAACAAAUGGCAGCAAACCAACAACCGUGAAUGGCAUUCCUAAGAAGAGACCAGUAGCUCAGACUGUUAAUGUAGCUCGACCCAAAACCACAACUACUGCCAGCAGAGCGGCAACGUACCCUGCCCCAAAACCCGGCACUUCGACCACAACAAAAGCUGGUGUUGCCGGUCCUUCAAAGACCACCAGGCCUGCUACAGGUCCCUCGACAUCUCGACCUGCGUUCGACACAUUCAGGCCCACCACAUCCAGGGUCAAGCCCUCCACCACAGCAACAGCCAAAACUGCUGCCUCUCGAGUCACCACGGCACCCUCUACAGGCAGGAGCGCAGCGGCACUGCCUCAUCCUGUGGCUGCAAAGAAAGCAGAUGUCAAGCGACCACCUUCUGCAGUGGCGAAGAAACCUACCGCAGCGCCAACAUCUGCUGCUACCAAAAAACCUGAAGCAUCUAAACCCAUAGCCACCGUGAAGCUCAACGCCGCCUCCAAAGGGUCCAUGGCUGAGAAGGCAGCAGCCCCUAAAACACCACAGGCCAAAACUUUGCAACCUGCAAGAUCUACUCCCUCAAAGAAACCUGUCGGGACUGUUUGGUCCAAAGCCCUCAACAAGGAGCCCCUUGGCCGAACCCCACCUGCCUCUCCAGUCAACAAACCCGCAAACGGCAAGACUCCUCAGGCAAAACGUGGACCCAAACCCAGUCUGGCUGUCCCACCUUUCACUGCUACAAACAAGACGGGGGUUUCAGUUCCUACCACAGCUGCUGUGGAACCACAGAGAGGUGCAGCAGUGGCUGCUGCAGCAACACAAGCAGAGGCGACGGCGUCAUCCAUCGCUGCCCCCGCGCCAGAGGACGACAGUCCACAGGUCUUGGCCCAGGAUGCCACGCCAGAGGUGGUACCUCGGGAGACUGCCGCUCCCCCUGUUCCUCAGAGUCCUGUUGGGGCGGCCGUACAACAAACAUUUCCACCCCAGGAGCAGCAAGUGAGCAUUGCUCACUCGCUAACGACACAGGAGCAACCCCCUGCCCCCGCUGAGCCUGCACUACCACCAGUGGCCUGUUCUCCAGAUCUAUUCGAGGAGGCCGUUUACCCGUCAACAAACCAAAGCCCCUCCACAUCGAAGACCCUCCCAGCAGCAGCGAAUGCCAUCCCUCUGAUGCGAAUUCCUCCCUCCAAUCUAAAUGAAGAGGAGGAUGAAGAGGAGCGGGAAGGAAGCCAGCUGGUUUCGGUCUCUGAAAUGAGUGGAACCACACAGCCCACGGAGGAGUCUCGUCCCGGGUCCGCCGGACCAGUAGGAGGGGCCGCUUGGCGGGCGGGUGGCGCUUUGGUCUCCGAGCUGGACUCGGAGGAGGUGAGCGUCAGCCAGCACGGCGCGUCUGAACUGAGCGCCCCCGGCGUCCUGGAGGGCACGGAGAGCAUGGACGACCUGGGAGACGGCAGCCUCAAAGGAGCCAUCGACAUGGAGGGAGCCUCGGCGGGUUCACCGGACUUUGAGAAGGUUCCUGACAUACCGGUGAAUGACUUUGACGAAGACUUCGAUGAUGAUGACGAUCGGGUGUGUGACAUGGAUGUGGGCUCGGAGCGGGCAGACGAACCUCAGAGGCAUGACAAUGAUGUAGAGGAUGAGGAAGAAGAAGAAGAGGAGGAGGAGGAUGAUGAUGAUGUGGAGAUGGCCAGUGAGGGGGUGACGGAGAGUGGGCUGGAAAGCUAUGGGAAUGCAGAUGAGGAUGACUUUGCUGAGGAUGAAAGACUGGACAACUUAAACAGAGUGGUCGAGGCCCCGCCCCCACCUCUGCUGCCCUCUGUGCUGGCUGCUCAGUUGGACCAAGCAAACCCCGUUGACGAUCCCUGGGCAGACCCUCUUCAGCCACAGCCGGGUCUUGAGCACGCCUCCCAGCCCACACAGGUGGCAGGAGCGUCUGCAGCAAGCCCGUUGGCGGACCCCUGGCAAGCAGACUCUCAGACCCCGACUCAGUCCCGAGCCCAAGCUUGGCUAGAACUCAUUCCUGAAAACCGAGAUGUUCCCCAUUGUUCCCCCGUCAAAGAGGAGCCCCAAAAUGUAGAGGCCCAGAUGUACUUAGAUAAGUCUUGCGCCGCCCUGAUGCAGUCUUUGGCCCCGGCUCUUCUCUCUGCCCCAGGAAUGUCUCUGUCGAGCACCCUGAGCAUUGAGACCAGCACACCCGAGGAACUCUGUGACUACAAUCGAGACGAGAAGAUGUUGCCUCAAGAUGUGCGAGCCGCGCCUCUCUCCAUACAGCCUGACCUGGAGUGGGAAGCAGAGGAGGAGGGCGAGGCCGAGACACUGCCCGCUGAUGAAGUCCUGGGAGGCCCUGCGAAUGCCAACACCUCCAACCCGUCGUCGACCUCGGUAACAGAAGACGAGGCCAGCGACACGGAGGAAGAGGCUCUGUUGGACGACUCCCUGGAGGGUCCGGCGGUCCGGCACAUCGUCUUUGACGGCCAGCCUCCAGCCCAGCGCUGCCUGUCCAUUGUGGAAGAGGAGGCCACCACGGAAGAGCCAGAGGGCGGCGCAGGCGAAGACACCACCCCGCCUUCGGCGACGUCGUUGGCGUCUUACGGCUUUGACGCCAUGACCACGGCCUCAAACUCCAACGCUCAGUCCACAGGGGAGAGCUGCGCCAAGAGCCCGGGCAUCUUCUCCCUGGAAGAGCUGUCUGAGGAGGCCAAGGAGGCCCAACCGAUCCCGCAGCCGUGUCUCGCGGAGCAGCAGUACAUCGACUGUGGGAAGCAGGAGGCGGAGUCCGCCGAUUGUGUCGGGGAGGAAGCGCCGGGGCCCGAGGAAGCCCUGGACCCUUCGUCAGCUCGGAGCACUUUGCAGCAACCAGAGGAGACCCCCGAUGACAUCCAGCCUCCCUACUAUUCUGCUAUCUGUGAAAAGACUGAGAACUCUUUUUCAGGCCUCACUGCGCUGCCGCACCGCCGCGAUCACUCGGCUCACCCCAGAACCUACUGCGACAUCCUCAAGCCCCUCGCCGCCGCCAACCCGCCCAGGCUGACCUGCGCUGACCUCCCACCCAGGAGCCUCGGCCAGCAGGCGCUGAGCCCCCAGCUGCGCCGGCUGGAGCAGCACCAGAGGCAGCUGCUGGAGAUGCAGCAACGCAGGGAUCAACAGAGCAGGCCGCUGGAGGAGGCCGAGCAGGAGAGGAAGAGGAGGGAGGAGGAGGAGCAGCGGAGGAAAAAGGAGGAAGCCGAGGAGGAGAUAAAGAGGAAUGAGGAGAAGCUGGAAAGGAAGACUCGGGAGCAGGCGGCCUCUACGACGAAGAAGGAAGAGGAGAGAUUGGGGAAAGAGGAGCGUAAGCAGAGGAGAGACCUGGAGCUGCAACAGCAGGAGCUGAAGGAGCGGCAGCAGAUCAUGCAGUGGCAACAGGAGCUGCAGCAGUCUAAUAAAGGGCCGGCGGUGCUGCUGUCCCCCUCCUCCGGCCUCUGCACCAUCUACGAAGCGCUGGAGACGAGUGACGAAGAGGAGGCAGAGGAGGGAAUAAAGGAGCUCGACCCCACCAAAGGGAAGAAGGAGCCCAGAAAAGAGACGGGCGACUGUGAAGGAGCGGCAUCGGGUAAACACAAACAUGGAGACUCGUCGCCAUCCGAAAGCCCCCCUCCUCGUCUCCCCGACUCCCCCCAGACCUCCAGCAACCCGUCCCAGGAUGGAGACAGCUCCUCCCCCGAGUCUCCAGAGCCACCGCUGGACCUGGACUGGGGGAAGAAGGUGGACAUCGUCCAGCAGCUCAUCAAGCAAACCCUGCUGCUGAACCGGGACGGCUGCUCGUCGCUGCUGCUGCUGCCGGGGGGCGCCGGCGGCACGCUGAGCCCCCUGGAGAGCAGCCUGUGGCCCAGCCUGCUGCCGCCGUCUGCCACCGUCACCUCCGUCAGCAGCUUCUCCCCAGAGGCCACCGGGAGCGCCCCUCAAGGAGAGUGGACCGUGGUGGAGCUGGAGACGCACCACUGAGGGGUGAAACAUUAGCGACGCUCACACAGGGAAGACACACGAGGGCCGUCUGUUGACACAAGCACAGGAAGUUACACAACAGCCGACACACACUGUCCUCUGAGCAGAUACACAUUUACUGUAGGAGGACGACUGCACAGAGCUUGAAGGGCUGGGCCAUCUGAGGAAAACUGAUCAAUUGCAAUAACUAAAAGAGAUUCUAUCUUGAAGAUUACUAGAUCACGUGUACUGAAUGGUAACGGGUUGUUUUAAACGUCCAUUUUAGAGAGCCUGAGAGAAAGUGAGUAAAAUCCAUGAUGGGAUCAAAAAGAUGGACAAUACAUUAUAUUUAUGAUCUGCCCAGCCCUGGAGCUAGACUCAUAAACUAGUAUUAACUGCUGUAUUCUUUUAAACUACUGAAUAUAUUUGAUCAUUCAAAUGCAGCAACCUGAGAUGUGGUGACACCCUGCAGACGGUGCAGCGCGUUACAAACGGGGCGUCGCUGUAAGGGGUCGAAAGGGUGAGGAACCACUGUUCUAGAUUGACUUGACGCAGGGAUUUACACAACUGUCCUGUUUAAACAAACGAGCGCACACAACACGGGUGGGACUGCUUGAUGCUGCAGUCCAAUCGGUGGCUGUUGGUCCCGUGCUGUUUAUGGAAGCAAAAAAAGGUAAACGACACUUCUUGCCCUGAAUCAAGGCCCUCGGGUGUAGCUACCACGACCGACAGAGUGGAUGGGUUUGUUUUGGGACAUGGAAAAGCCAAAGAUUGGAUCAUGGUUGCAUUCCAGGUAAGUCGGGUCAGUCCAGCACCUGCAGCGCUGCCCGUGAGUCUGUACCCGGGGAAAGAAAGUCCCGGUGCUGGUGAAUAACUUACAUUCUUAGCUCUGCCACAAACACACAAGGCAACGCAAACGUGACAAAGCACUGAAGCUGUUCCCCUCUCACACGGCGUCAGGCACACAAACUACAAAGUUAUAGUUCAAUCCUUUAAACUUGCACCUGUAACCAUAUGAAUAUUGACCGUAUCCUGUGAUGCACACUGCUACUGGCUAAUGGGUUGGAUCUGCGCCUGAUCUGUGCACACACACACACACACGAUGGGGCCGAAUGGCCUCUAUCACUCGAACGUAAACUGAGUUUUGGUUGUUUUUACGUCUUUAUAUUCCUCACCUGUAACCCUUUUUUUUUUUAAAUGGAAGCUCCUUAUCACGUUAUUUUAAAAUGAGAAUGCACUGGAGAUGUCACGCUACUGAAAAGUCAGGAAAGAUUCUGAGAUUGCACUUGGUCCGGUUCAGUCUGGUACAUUCGUACCAAUCUAAAUGUUUAUCGGCGAUGACGUAUUUGCAAACUACUGAGGCCACAGCCGUGUCGUUCCAGCGCCCCCCCCCCCCCCUCUGGCCACUGCUCUGGAGCCAUGUGUGCAGUCCCCCUUCGAGUCGCAUGCUCACAUGAUAGAUCUGUUGGGGAUGACAGGCGAUUAUCAAACGGGGCCUCCUACACUGCAGUAGUCUCCACAGACUUUACAUUCGAAGACCAACUCGAUGGGGUUCAACUGCUUCGCCGCCGAAGGUCAGGGUUCCCUUUUAUUGUGUGACUUGAGGUUGGGUUCAUUCUGGUAUAAACUGCGUGUUGUAAACGGUGAAGUCGGGGUGCUGUCUGGGUUCUGUGCGUUUCGUCAGUCAGCGUUUUUUUAAAGGCAGUCGCCUCGCUGUGACCUCACGGGUUUAAAGAGGACAUUUCUGGGAGUCAGUAGAUUUCCGACCGGACUGUAAAUCUAAAUGGAGGGCCCAGUGGCACGCGGGCUGGUUUUUGGUUAGUAACUGAAUUGAAAGCAGUAGGAAUCUACAUCCGGUGCUUUAACCUUUGACCCCUUCCCCUCUCUUGGUUCCAGGAACAUCGCCUACUAAUCGGUCCGUUCUCUUAUCGCAGCCCAUGUGCAGCAGGCGGGUGUUUACCUCUGUCUGCUUCCCCAGGUCGGACGCAUUAUGCUCUCUGCAUUUGUUUUUUUUAUGAAGCUGGACUUUUUAAUUGUGCUUUCUUAAACGUGUCCGUGUGGUGAUUUUGUAAGCGUGUGUACAUUGUUUCAAAAGACUGUUCACUGUAAUGAAAGGAAACUCCACUUUACUUUUGUACUUUAGAGAUUUAGAAGCAUAGAAUCCCUUUUAAGAGUCAUA
Molecule: messenger RNA, 7020 nt
Organism: Pseudoliparis swirei
Lineage: Eukaryota; Metazoa; Chordata; Actinopteri; Perciformes; Liparidae
Gene: prr36a
Product: proline rich 36a
Exons: 6
Coding region: 420-4862 (1480 amino acids)
Source: RefSeq, a predicted model, not a curated record